Messenger RNA from Adineta steineri, 984 nucleotides. The record is from the annotation of a GenBank genome assembly. NCBI's taxonomy places the organism in Eukaryota, Metazoa, Rotifera, Eurotatoria, Adinetida, Adinetidae.
AUGUCUUUCAGCGAUACUGAAUGUUCACAUCGAUCAUCAUUAACCACUGUACAUCGAGUUCCGGCUAAUAAUCCUUCACAAUUAUCACGAACAAUUUCUGCACAUGAAAUUGUCUCAAAUCCCGAAACAGCCGAAUUAUUUCUUGAAUUUCUUAUGAAUUCACAACAAACAGCGUCACUUGGUGCUGUUUAUGCUAUUGUACUUGUACUAAACGAAAAAAAAGAUGAUUCAAAUCAAUUACAUGAUAUUGGACGUGCUGCUUAUAAAACUUAUAUUGAAAAUGAAUCGAUUCUACCGUGGUUACCAUCACAACGACGUUUAGAAUUACGUGAUGCGUAUCGUCGUAAACAAUUCGAUGAACAUUUUUUUGAUGGUGUAUUAGAUGAUCUUCUUAUUUAUAUUGAAACUCAAACCGAUGUAUUUCGACAAUUUAUUAAUUCGCGUACGUGGAAUGAAUAUCGACGUGGUAAAUUUUCCAAAAUGAAUACACAAAUAAAAUCAACAUCAACACUUGUAAAUAAUACAAGUGCAUAUCAAAAUGAAAAUGAACUUAAAAAAUCACGUAAACUCCACUCGUCAUCAUUAUCGUUACAAACAAAAAUUAAAUCAAAUGAUCGAACAAAUCAUCAACAUCAUAAUCAUCAUCAUAAUCGAAGUGUUCGAGUUGAAUCUACAUCAAUGAAAAAAACCCGUGUUGCUUAUUUUCUACCUGAUAGCGAUACUCCAUUUGUUAUCCAAGUUGCAGUACCGCUUGAAUCCAUCACACUUAAAGAUAUUCUUCCUCGAUUACAUAUAUCAUCAACAAAUCAACGUAAUGGUUUGAGUACAAAUACUUCACUCGAUUACUUUGUUAAACAUCGUGCUUCAAAUGAAAAUUGGCUUGGUGGUGAUACACAAUUUAUUAAUGAGAAAAUUGAUGAUUAUGAUGUUCCGCUACCAAAUAUUGAUGGAACGGUGGUGAUUAGAAUUCUUAAUAAUAGUUAG